This is a messenger RNA of Cottoperca gobio, 3865 nucleotides long. RefSeq names its product ORMDL sphingolipid biosynthesis regulator 3 (gene ormdl3). The record is from RefSeq and is a predicted model, not a curated record. Bases 429 to 890 code for a protein of 153 amino acids. Lineage: Eukaryota; Metazoa; Chordata; Actinopteri; Perciformes; Bovichtidae. Gene Ontology annotation, cellular component: endoplasmic reticulum membrane. The transcript is spliced from 4 exons.
AGCGUUCACCCUAAAUACGGGGCCGUGAAAGCGAAUAGCGGUGACGUUACAUCAUGAACUGUGCUGUGUUGUCACCAGCUGUUGUCUGGAAGACGAAGAGGAAAAGUGGACGUGUGUCUCGGUAGAUUGUGAGCCUACACGAGCAGAUCCGCAGCGCUUAGCAGCACGUUCGGAGCCGAAAGAUGGUUACCGGAUGACUGAUGGAAACACAGGAGCCUCGCCGGUCUCCCGGUGAUAGUACCAGUUACAUAACUGAAGGCAUCGAUAAGACACAAACUGUGAUAACGGACUAGUGCCAAUACAGGUCGGAGUUGAAGCCAUUUUUCUCUGCUCAAACGGAUCAAGUCACGGCAGCUGGGUUCAAACUCAGGUAGAGUUUGUACAAUCAUACAGCAGGUAGAGUGCUCUGAAGUGGCACCGGCGCCAUCAUGAACGUGGGCACGGCGCACAGCGAGGUAAACCCCAACACCCGAGUGAUGAACAGCAGGGGAAUAUGGCUGUCUUACAUCCUGGGCAUCGGCCUCCUACACGUCAUCCUGCUCAGCAUUCCCUUCGCCAGCGUGCCCGUGGUCUGGACACUCACCAACCUCAUUCACAAUCUGUGCAUGUACCUCCUACUCCACACGGUCAAAGGGACGCCAUUUGAGACCCCGGAUCAGGGCAAGGCUCGCCUCCUUACACACUGGGAGCAGAUGGACUAUGGUCUGCAGUUCACUGCUUCACGCAAGUUCCUCACCAUCACACCCAUUGUCCUGUAUAUACUAACCAGCUUCUACACCAAAUACGAUCGGGUCCAUUUUGUGGUCAACACGGUUUCCUUGCUUACUGUACUCAUCCCCAAGCUGCCCCAGCUGCACGGAGUGAGGAUCUUUGGGAUUAAUAAGUACUGACAAGGCGGAAGAGGACACCUCCUUCCCUGAGUCCCCGUGGACUGCUGAGAGCACACGAGAGUAUCAGGCCUCUGACUUGGCCGCAGAUCCACGAGGAUCCGUGGCUGUCUGACUGUGCUGAGCAGCACUCUAAAGGAAGUCUGCUGGGGAUACUGCCACGGUUCCAAACCCCUGGAACAGAGAGACAAUACACCUUACAGAGAAGGGACAGUUUGCUGUUGUGAUUGUUGGUGGCCGAUCUCCUUUUGAGUUACAGGUAUUUCAGAGACACUUUGUAAAAAGGGAGAUUAAUGAUUAUGUCAAUUAUUUUGCAGAACUUAUUUUAAAAAAGGUGUCAGAGGGAGAGGACAAUGUAGUUGCACAAAUAUCACGUGCCAUUUUACACCCACUGGCGCACUGAGGCUGUAAUCAACAUUGAGUUUGUAUGUAAUGAUACACUGCUGUAUUUAUUCAGCUGCACUCCGAGGAGAAGCUUCCUCUUUCUUGAGGUUUCUGGGUUUAGAGCAGAGAAACAACACUUUAAUGAAACGGUAAGAGACCUGUGAGCUGCCGCCGAGGCGAGACACAAGAAACCACAAGGUUUUAUAUUUAGCCCUCGCUGUUCUGCUCCAGGACAAGAAUGUGGGGUUAAGCAACUUGUAUUUGUAUCUGACCAUUUCCAUAUUUGGACUUCUCUUAUCCUGGUUUGUGUCACAGCAAGCCUCCUGUCUGUCCUGUGUGCAGAAGGUAUGCGCAAGAACACUGUACUGAUUCAAUAUAAGCAAAGGUCCUGCAGUUUAAGUUAAGAGGUAAGUAUUUCUGUCCUUACUUUAUUCAUAGUUACACGUGGGGACUCGUUGCACUAGCAUGAGCCAGCUGUGUCUGCAUCUCAGUUUGGAAUCCAGACAAAGAUUACACACUGAGUGGACAGUUUAUUAGGUACGCCUGUGCAAUCUAAAGCUUCCAAUAUAGCAGCCUUGCAGUAAAUCCUGAAAUACUCAAAAGAGUAAUGUUUUGUUCAACCUUCAUUUACAUUAAUGGAAGGUGCAGAAGAUUACAAACACCUCAAAAUUCAAUCUUUUUUUAAGGAUCGAAGGAAACGCAGUUAUACUUUAAGUAUGUGCUAAAGGGAUUCUGAGCUGGGUUACAAAGCUGCUUCAUUUUAGAGUAACAAGGUCACUGAUCGUUAUACAUUUUUAGGGAAUAUUUUUGUUUUAAAGUUUUACAUAUUGCUAGUCUAAUGCAUGUUUAUGAUCUUUUUUUUUUGUAGUGGAAGGCUGAAGUAACCAUGAACCAUUUCACUUGAAUUAGUUUAACGUGAAGUUAUAAUAUAAAAUGAUAGGGAAACUACAAUUUGUUUUAGUAAUGAUUAUAUCUGUAUAGUCAUGGAAUAAACCUGAUAUUUCUAUGUUCAUUCUUCUGCAAAAUGAAAAAUGGAUCAUUUUUGUUUUAAACAUGCUGCAAUCGGAGACAAAAGUAAUGUGUUCUACUCCCCCACUAAAUGUUAUGAUACCAAACACUGUUCAGGCUUUUAAAGAGAGAUCUGAACAUAGAAUAUCUUCUUUCCUGAAUUGAAAAUGUAUUUUUGAAAUGUGAUGAUGGAUGUUAAGCUGAACAGUGUCGGCCCCACAUCUUUCUCUCAGCAGUAGUAAUAGCAGUAACCACAGUAGCAUACAUAUUAUUAUAACUGCAGUAGUAGUACUAGUAGAAGUGGCAAUACCAGUUGCAUAUCUUAAGGUAGAUGAAGGGACACAUUUUGAUUACUUUUAGUUAUUGUGAUUCUGUUUCAUAUUAAUUAUAGCUGAGCCAGAAACGGUUCUAUUCUGUUAUUUCUUUUAGCAGAUUGCCGUAUUGAAUUGAUUCAUUGAUCCAACCAAUGACAAACAUGGACCAAAGUCCAUACUUGUUGUCCAUACUAGUUGACUAGUAGUCAUUUCUUCAUCAUGAUGUUUCUGAGAUAUUGUCACCAUGAAGGGCUUUACUAAAAACAUGGUUUAAUUUUUCAUAGCACAAAGUGAUCAUGAAUUCUUGUUUUGUUUUGUUUUUCUUUAUUGGAUCGUUUAGGAAAAACAGUUUGUAAGGCAGUUUGGUUUGAAUGUGGUUUAACUGUGAAACUCUGAAACAGAUCAGCGUAUGAAGGAAAUGUCAAUGUGAUCCUCUGAAAGAGAGUUUGACCCAAAAAUACAGUAUUUUUCAAGUAUCAUCUAAAUUGUCUUUUUUUGCUGCUUUUGUAUCGUUGUAGUGCCCGAGAUUGUAUUUCAUUUAAAUGGACGAGUUAUGUUGGAUUAAUUAUGAUGUCCGCCAAAGAGGUUAUGUUUUCUGUACGGUUUGUUUGUCAGCAGGAUUAUGGGAAGAAAUACUCGCCCGACUUUCAUGAAACUUGGUGGAAGGGUGUAGUAUGGGCCAAGGAACAACACAUUUAAAUGUUGGAGCAGAUCUGUAUCACAGGGCGGAUACACGGAUAAAUGUUCACUUAUGUAAACGGCUUUGGCGGAGUGCCCUCGUAGUUAAGACAUGUACACUUUCUUUUUUUGUUUCCGUUUAACAGUUGGUACUACAGGGUGAAGGUUUGUAGAGGACUUUGAAACCUGCAGGAGCCCCCUGCCUUUUUCUGGGUGUAAUUAUUAAUGAAUGGGGACUAUUCAGCAUGAAAUCAAAAUAUAGAUUUACAGAUCCGACUGAUUUCUGUUACUCUAAACGUCCAGGCUUCAUUUAGGACACAGAAAUGUUGACGUUACAUUUUAGAAUAGUCAAGCUUUUAGUGAAGCCGUGUUUUAGUACUUAAUAAUAAAAGUAUGAUCUUGUUUCUAGAUUUGUGAAUUGACUUGUCCACUAAUGGUGUGUGACAGAAAUGCAUUUUUACUGUUAGAAAAGGCUUUUGAGUUUUAUUUCACACGGGUACAAGUGUGCACAGAGCAUGCUUGUUGCUUUGCAUUAGCAAUGUUUUGCUGCCGUACACCAGACUAAUAAAAAUGACACGGUUGUCCUAAACCCUA